Molecule: messenger RNA, 3701 nt
Organism: Pisolithus orientalis
Lineage: Eukaryota; Fungi; Basidiomycota; Agaricomycetes; Boletales; Pisolithaceae
Exons: 3
Coding region: 260-3553 (1097 amino acids)
Molecular function (GO): mRNA binding
Source: RefSeq, a predicted model, not a curated record
UUAUUUAUCUGCCGUCGCUGACCCCCUCGACCACCCCGUCGCGCAUCGGCAUCUCUCUCCGGCUGUAUCCAUAUCUCUCCCUCCUCUGCGUUACCCCUCUUCUCCGGUGGAUGUCCCCCAUCCCUCUGUAAUCAACCUGGCGUCCUCUUCGCAACCACAGGGUCUCGAGGAAGACCUCAUCAACCGCUCUCUCCUAGACUCCCUCGAAGCCCAGGGAGACGCUGAACCCUCCCUCCUCUCCCCCUCACAGCAGUUCCCCAUGGCCCAGCCCUCCUCCAAACAAGACCCAGAGGCUACCUCUCCCGAUGCUGCGGAGGCCAGUCCCUUUCCUUCCCUGCCCUUCCGUCUUGCUCCUCACCCCAGUCCCCACUCACAGGCCAACGAUUUCUUCCUGCGUGCAUCCCACUUUCCUCACCAUAUCGACAGCAACAACCUUCACCCAAACCCAGAGUCGCUGUUCACGCAGAACGACCCUCACUCUCUGUACAACAGUGCCAACAAUAUCCAUCUUACUCCUGACUAUCCUUCCGACCCGGACAAUACCCCUAUCAAACAGCCCUCUUCCAAGUCCCCCAACGAUCUUGGUGCCGGACCUUUCAGAUCCUCCUUUGUCCCUUUCAGUGGCAUCAAUGGCGCACAUUCCCCCAACAACAGCGUACCUAAUGUACCACCCAGUUCUUUCCGCAUGCGCCAACAUGAGGGCCUUCUGAGUGGUUCACAAUCCUUUGGAAACGCAACCGAGGUCUACGGUAGCCACCAACCUCUGGGGUUGAAGCACCAACUCUCUCAACAGGGCGUGUCUUCGUCAUCAGCGUUCGAGACCCGCAGUGCCGACUAUGGACCUAAUGUGCCAUUGAGCACCAAACCUUCGCAGCCAUUCACAAUGGACCCGUUCGUGCAGUCCCACUCUGCGAAGUUGCAGUCUCAGCCCCACGAUUCUUUUCACCCCCUUUCCCACAACCCCUCUGCUCCCCAACCGCCUUACCUGAAUGGGGUACAUGUGCAAAGCCAGACUCCCUAUGGCCCCCAUCUUCAAUCCAAUGGUAAUCCGAGGGGGGCAGGAUCUGCGGGACAGCCAAACAGCGCCAUCGACCCCCCUGGCAAUCAGCAAGAGGAGAUUUCCACCAUCUUUGUUGUUGGGUUCCCUGACGAUAUGCAGGAACGCGAAUUCCAAAACAUGUUCACUUUCUCUUCGGGCUUUGAGGCUGCCACCCUGAAGAUCCCAAACAAGGAAUACACAGCCUACGGCACAGGCGGUACAGCUUCCAACUUACCUUUUCGUGGGGGCCAGUCCUAUACUUCAUACCUCAAUUCCGGACAGAACGACCCCUAUAACAUCGUCACCGUUAACCAAGGUGGGGUUGUUGUCGAUAACGGGAGGGACGGCCCUACAACGUCGUGGCCUCCCCUCGCUAUGCAACUUCCAGAUGAUCCCGGUCAUUUCCAGGGAGGUUCCGGUGGUCAGCCUUCUCGUAAGCAGAUUAUAGGGUUCGCCAAAUUCCGCACUCGUCAAGAGGCUCUCGAUGCGAGAGAUGUUCUCCAGGGUCGCCGGAUCGAUGUCGAGAAAGGCGCGGUUUUGAAAGCCGAGAUGGCAAAGAAAAACUUGCAUACCAAACGUGGCGUUGGCAUCGGGAACACGAACCCAUCCGGCAACAAUGGCAUAAAUACCCUUGGGAGCCUGGGUCCGAACAUUGCUGGCCUCGCCAACUUGAAUGGCAUCAGCGUUACUCCCGACGCUUUGGCAGGGCUCACAGCAGGGCUUGGCCUCAAUGCUAACCUGGGCCUGAAUUCUUUAGGAGGCAGCGAUCCUCAUCCCGUUCGCGAAGCCACACUCAGUGCUAUGGGCUACAGGAACCUCGGUGGCGGCUGGAGAGACGGGAGGCUUGGUGACAGUAGCGAGGAGGAAAGGGACCGCGAUGAGCGGGAGAAAAGAAAGGAGGCACUUGCUAUGGGUUUAAGUGCUACCCGCGGGGCUCGUGAACGCGCUCUGGCAGAGGAAGAAUUCCGGAGAAAGGACGUGAAACCAACCCAGAAUGAUACUCUUCGGGUAACCCCGACGCAUGCCUCGCCAUACGAUGCGUUCUAUUCCGUCUCGUCCUCGAGGGGUUCGCAAACCGGUUUUCUCUCUCCUAAUGCGAAUGCCCUGAAUGGUGAUGGCCCGCAAUCGAAUCAAGCUGGCAGCCCCUUUCCCGGCAAUGGCUACGGAACGAUCAUCGCCCAAACAUCUUUGAAAGAUGAUAACAUUCAAAUUCCGACCACCCGCGAUGUGUCUAUUGGUCCUUGGGACGUCGCUUUCCCGCGCGAGCGCGAGUCUCUUGCAUAUUCGGGCCUGUCGUUGUAUGCAACUCGCAAGGGUCCGGCUGUUCCCGCGAGGCCUCCGUCAUCUCAGGACGAGUCCCCAAUGUCCAAUCUGAUGUUAGAUGAUGAGGGCAUGUUACCCGCACACCGCUCUAGCGUCUUUCGCUCUACCCAGUUCUUCGGAUCGGCGGACGAACCAGCUCAGUCACAAGGCGCUCGCCCAUCACUGUCUGUUUCCAGUGCUGCGUCCAGUGCGGGGGCCACCCCAGAAGGGGAGGGUCCGGUGCCACUAGUCGUCAGUACUAGCGCUAAGGUCAGCGUAGGCAGUACCUCUCCUCAGCUUCCAUCCCCGGCCUCCAAUUCUGAGUCGGGAGUAAGCUCAGGGGGACAUGCAGGCAGUCCUUCAAGUGCUGGUGGCGCCAACGCCUCCGGCGGGCCCGGUCCACGAAGUGCCCUUGUUGACCAGAACCCCCCGAUCAAUACGCUUUACGUUGGUAACUUGCCAACGGGCUCAGUGGGCGCUUAUCCUACCGGUGUUCUCGAAGAGAACCUCAGAGAGUUGUUCUCUCGCCGUCCAGGCUAUCGCAAGUUGUGUUUUAGGCAAAAGAGUAACGGGCCGAUGUGUUUCGUGGAGUUCGAAGAUGUACACCAUGCCACAAAAGCGUUGAAUGAGCUUUAUGGUCACCCCCUUGGCGGACUGGUGAAGAACGGUGGUAUUCGCUUGUCUUACAGUAAGAAUCCCCUCGGUGUGCGAACGCCGACCAGUGCUGGCGCUGGGUCGUCUCAGCAGCAACAGAACGUUCAGUUGGCGAAGACAUCCGCACUCCCUGCCGAAGCCUUCCAACAACGCCAGGGCUUCGAGGUAGAUUCAAGUGUCACCGUUAAUAGACGCGAAACCCCAAAUGCAGCUUCCUUCAGUUAUUCCCGGUCGCCUCCUCCGAGGUUUUUUUCUCCACCUCCGUCGGGUAGCUUCGGCGCGGUAGCCUCAGCUGCGCCUUUGAAUACGACCGCCUUCCCACGUGGUUCUCAUUCAUUUGGGCUUUCUCUCGGUGGCUCUGGAGGACCAACUAACUUCUCGCCGUUCUCUCUCCCUCCGUCGUCGCCUCCCGCUCGGUCGAACGCACCGUCUUCGCAUUCUAUUAUACCCGAUCACACGAGCACGGAGGCCACCCUUUCUCAUGGUCACCCUCAGCAUUUCCCCCUUCGCACUUUGUCACCUUCGUCUGCCACGCUAGAGGCCGCCAGGGCCGGUUAAAGGGACAACCUAUUUAAGUCCCGCUAUUUCACCACCACACACGCAAGCAUCUACCACGAACAUCUGCACGUUCCUAUAUAUCUGUACUUACACUCGUGACAUGUUUGACUUCCUUCUCCAUAACUCGUUUCGAUCGCAUGCCUUGAAC